Molecule: messenger RNA, 1275 nt
Organism: Durusdinium trenchii
Lineage: Eukaryota; Dinophyceae; Suessiales; Symbiodiniaceae
Source: the annotation of a GenBank genome assembly
GUCCGAAUCAGACUCUCCGAGCAUUCCGAGUUUCCCUGUGAUCUUGGAAACUGCAUCCCUAGCCCCUAGCUACACUUUUGAGUUUGAUCAACAUUGCGGCGUUUAGCUAUGCGCAGGGAUGCUGCAGUCAUUGGCAACAUUCACUGCGGGGGUCUUUACAGGGCAAAGCCUCAACGCUUGUCAUGCCAACCUCCCGCGAUGCUCUCUUCAAGAGGAGGAGGGCUGUCGUCUUUUUCUCCACGUGCAUGGUGCUCGAGUGCCCACGAGCGAGCCGGGCAUUUGGUCCCAGCGGCCCCAGCUGGUGGUUCGUCUGGCAGACUGCGAGAAGCACACGGAGGGCUGCAAGUCAUGCGUCAAGCAUCAUGAACACCAGAAAGACCAGAACAUUGAAGUUGAAAAGACGAACAGUUUGGUCUCCAUUGGCAUUCAUUGUUACUGCUCCCACCAAGUGUCCUUUGAGAAAUGAGUCCAAUGGUUUCUCAUCGAUUUGAAAAAGAACACGUGGAUCUCGAAUAUGAAGAUAUAUGCUAUAUGCUCAAUUGAUGUCCCGCACGCCGACGGGCUCUCAGGAGCCAGCCGUUUUCGCCCCGAAAGCGGGCGAAGCGCACUGCAACUGGCACUUUGGUGAUACCUUGACGUUCGUGCUGCGUGCACGUGACCUCAUGGGUGCUGGUCUACAUGUGCAUUUGCAGGGGAAAAGGGACUUCCGCUUCGGACUCUUCCAGGUGGAUUUAUCUCAAUCGUCUGACCUUGGAGAUGGUUUGCUGGACUUGCGGCAACUCCUCCACCGUUGCCAAGCUAGCAACGAUGCGCGCUGGGAGUCGCCAAUCGUUGAGAUCCCAUUGCUUCACUUCCGUGCAGCCACCGCCCAAGAGGCAGCUCCUAGCGUUUUUGUGCAAGUGAGCCUGAACGGCGACCCCAACGCCUUGCUGAAGCAAGUUGAGAUGGCAGAGAAACCUGUGGUGGAACGGAUGGUGUAUCCUUGUGUUCAAUGUGUUACCUCGGAGGAAGCUUCCGGCACAGAGCCCGAAAGCGAAGAGCCACCUGAGGCAGACUAUCGUACCUGUGAGGUCCCCAGCCUCCGAGCUCAAACUCAGGACAUCGCAUUUCCAGCUCAAAGCCUUGCUCCAGGCUACCAAUGUGGGUACCGUGGACCCUGGGAGCUGCACACCAUCCCUGGAGGUACUUCACUUCCGCUCACCAGGUUGCCACAACCAAGACCUUCCCAGGCCUUUGCACCUCCCGCGCACAACUCGCACCGGUGGAAAAUCGCUG